CUCGUAAGGUACUAGAUACUACUAGUCCUAGUACAGGCUACACAACUACACCUUUUCAAUCGCUUGGCGACGCCCAAAUUCCAAAUCUCACACCCUUCUCCUCACAUCGUUGCCCGGCGCAAGCAUGGCCGAUUCUGAUGAAGAGUAUGUAGGAGAAAUCUCUGAGGAUGAGGAUAAUAGCAACAUCCCUCGAGGAUCACGCGGAGGAGCUGCGCCUAGCUCCCGAUCCAAGAGGAGAAAACACCGCGGAGGCGCAGAAUGGGAAGUUUCGAGGACGUGGGAAACCUUGGUUGAAGGCGCCGACGGUACAAUUAGCUCUACAGUUGAAGGACUUCUUGAGGCUGGAAAAAGGAAAAGGCUUCUGAAAGACACGACGCCUUUGCAACGGGGUAUAAUCCGUCACCUCAUUCUGGUUCUGGAUCUAUCGCAAUCAAUGACGGAGAAAGAUCUCCGGCCGACGCGGUACCUGCUGGCCCUGCGCUAUGCACAAGAGUUUGUGAGGGAGUUUUUCGAGCAAAAUCCCAUCUCUCAAAUUGGCGUCCUUGGGUUGAGGGAUGGUCUUGCAGUAAGAGUCAGUGACAUGAGUGGAAACCCUACUGAGCAUAUCAGUGCAAUUCAAGCUUUGCGAGACCAGGAUCCAAAAGGUCUUCCCAGUUUGCAGAAUGGCCUUGAAAUGGCUCGUGGUGCUCUGUUCCAUACUCCAAGCCAUGGCACCCGGGAGAUUUUUGUUAUUUUUGGCUCUCUUCUUUCCUCUGACCCCGGUGAUAUCCACCAAACAACAACUACGCUAAUCAACGAUAAGAUACGUGUUGGAAUUGUGGGCCUUGCCGCUCAAGUAGCUAUCUGUCGGGAACUUUGUGCCAAAACCAAUGGUGGUGAUGAUAGCACAUAUGGCGUGGCACUUAAUGAGCAGCAUUUCCGAGAACUGGUGAUGAGUGUAACAACACCUCCAGCUGCGUACUCCCAGAAGCAUUCGGCAAGCUCUCUCUUAAUGAUGGGCUUCCCAUCCCGCACUGUUGAAGCUUACCCUUCUUUUUGUGCAUGUCACUCUAAACCUUCUCGUGGGGGCUAUUUAUGCUCACGGUGUAAUAGCAAGGUUUGUGGUCUUCCUGCAGAGUGUCCUUCCUGCGGCCUUACUCUGAUACUCUCAACACACCUGGCCCGGUCUUAUCAUCAUUUAUUUCCUCUAAUGAACUGGGUGGAGGUCUCGUGGCAGCGCGCCUCAUGCAGCUCUAUUUGCUUUGCUUGUGGUAUUCCUUUCCCUCCGGUACCUCCCAGAGAACAAUGGCAGACUACAGAGGGGCAGGUAAAAAGCAUGAGUAUAAGCAGCCGCUAUGAAUGUACUGUGUGCAAAAAUCACUUUUGCAUUGAUUGUGAUCUCUUUGCUCAUGAAGUUGUGCACAACUGUCCUGGCUGUCAGAGCAAGGUCACAAUUCCGAUUCCGGCGAAGCCCGAGCCUACUCAGAUUCCAAAGGUUUUAGAUAAGAUGGAUAUCUCUGCAUAA
This is a messenger RNA of Aspergillus heteromorphus CBS 117.55, 1504 nucleotides long. Its product is annotated as TFIIH/NER complex subunit SSL1. NCBI's taxonomy places the organism in Eukaryota, Fungi, Ascomycota, Eurotiomycetes, Eurotiales, Aspergillaceae. Gene Ontology annotation, biological process: regulation of transcription by RNA polymerase II; nucleotide-excision repair; DNA-templated transcription. The record is from RefSeq and is a predicted model, not a curated record. The coding region runs from base 125 to 1504 and encodes 459 amino acids. The transcript has 3 exons. Gene Ontology annotation, cellular component: transcription factor TFIIH core complex; transcription factor TFIIH holo complex. Gene Ontology annotation, molecular function: zinc ion binding.